Xenia sp. Carnegie-2017 is the source of this 4292-nucleotide messenger RNA. Its product is annotated as 1-phosphatidylinositol 4,5-bisphosphate phosphodiesterase gamma-1-like. The record is from RefSeq and is a predicted model, not a curated record. Bases 356 to 4141 code for a protein of 1261 amino acids. Gene Ontology annotation, molecular function: phosphatidylinositol-4,5-bisphosphate phospholipase C activity; protein binding. Lineage: Eukaryota; Metazoa; Cnidaria; Anthozoa; Malacalcyonacea; Xeniidae. Gene Ontology annotation, biological process: phosphatidylinositol-mediated signaling; lipid metabolic process. The transcript has 38 exons.
AUUCAUCAUGUUUGUCGAUGAAAUAUGAAAUAUACCUGUACUGUUAUUUACCGAACAAUAAUCACAGUUUAUUAACUACCUGCAGUUACCAUGGACGAAAUCCAAUUUUAAUAACCUUCCUACGACCAAUGAAAGUCAAUCAAGCAAAAUGUAAAUAAACGACAUCCCUGCUGUGUUAGUUCAAGACCUCACUCACGAAAGGCAACUAUUUAUUAUCACUAUCAUCCAGGAAGUACAUCGCCUCACAGGGAGAAAACACCGAAUCCUAUGUCUUAAAAAUCGACUGCAAGUCUACAGAGAUCGCCUCGAAGCUGACUUUUUGUUCCCUUAUCGGGAGAAAUCGGCAAAUCUCAAAAUGAGUAGACAUUCAACAGGUAGCUUGGACAGGAGAUAUCUGAGGCAUCGUGAAUCAAGCAGCUCCCUCGAUAUUGAACGAAUUGUGGCAAUACUCGAAGGUGGCAUGCCCAUGACAAGGUUCUCCUCCGCCAGUAAAAAAAAACCAGAAAACCGAAUAUACUUCGUCAACGUAGAACGAAUGCUGUUCUAUUGGCGGCGUCACGAUCACAAAGUUGAAGGCUCAGUGAAAAUACGCGAAUUUAAGUUCAUUCGUCACAGCAAUGUGUCCAAAGACUUCGAGAAGAAUGCAGAUUAUUUGAAGAAAAUUGAAGAAAACUGCUGUUUGGUGAUUUUUUAUGGCACUGCGUUUAAUUUGAAAACAUUAAGUUUCGUUGCUUCCACGUCACAGGAAUGUAAUUAUUGGGUUGAAGGUUUGACAUAUUUGUUGAAUAUGAAGGUGACACAUCCGAAAAUUCUCAGUAGGUGGCUACAAGUCGAAUGGAACAUGUUGCUAAAUAGUAAUCAACAUGGGAUCACGAUGAAAGAGUUGAAGCAAUUUUUGUUGCGUUGUAACAUAAAGAUGAGUGUCCCGGAAAUGAACACGAAUUUUAAGAAAAUUGACGUUAACAACAAUGCCGUCAUUGAUUUCAAAGGAUUUAAAGCGUUUUACGACAACUUGAUGAACCCCCAAGAGGUGACGAAAUAUUUCUACACGCUAUCAAAAGACAGGAAGAAUGUUCUACUUCGUGAGCUGAGAACUUUUCUCGCUAUUGACCAGAAGGAAAAAUUUGCAUCGAAAGUGGAAGCAUUAAAAGAACAUCUACACAAAUAUUUGGGGGAGUACCGACAUCCUGAUCCAUAUUUAUCCCUCGUUGAGUUUACAGAUUACAUAUACUCGAAGACGAACAGCGUUUUCAAUGAAGAACAUAGUGUAGUUUACCAAGAUAUGAAACAACCCUUGAGUCGUUACUGGAUUGCCUCCUCUCACAACACAUAUUUAACGGGAAACCAACUAUUGAGCGAAUCAUCGGUCGAGGCUUAUGUACGAUGCCUGCGAAUGGGAUGUCGUUGCGUUGAACUUGAUUGUUGGGACGGUCCUGACAACCAUCCAGUUAUUUAUCACGGGAAGACCAUCACAUCGAAAAUCAAAUUUCUCGACGUCAUUAAAGCGAUCAAGGAGUACGCCUUCACCGCCAGCAGUUAUCCGCUUAUUUUGUCGAUUGAGAACCAUUGCAGUAUCCCGCAGCAACGCGUGAUGGCGCAAGAUUUUCGUGAUGUUUUUGGAGAUUACCUCCUCACGGGUCCGGUCAAUCCUAACGAAGACAGGCUACCUUCUCCAGAACAACUUCAACGUAAAAUCAUUAUCAAGUACAAAAAACUUGCCGCUGACCCAAAUGACACUAAAGGUACGGAGGAUGUUCUAAAUGAUGUUGCGAUGGAUGGUAUUUUGUACCUUGAGGACGAAUAUGACAAGGUUUGGCGACCACAUUUUUUCGUCUUGAGUAACAACAGAUUGGACUGGACCGAGGAGCAAACCGAGUCACGUGACGAUGAUGAUAGUUUCAAUGAAGACCAGUCUGUCGACGAGAACACGAACGAAGAACUGCACUUUUCAGAACCUUGGUUUCAUCACGGCAUCGAUGGCGUCGCUGCAACAAAGUUACUUCAAAGUUACAACAGAGGAAACGGUUCGUUUCUUGUUCGAGAGUCGUCUGCUGGUGGCUACAGCAUCACUUUCUGGCGUAACGGUAUCGCCCAACAUUGUCGUAUAAAGGAAAGAAAAGUGAACGGGGAAGUGACGUAUUCUCUUGGAGAGAACGAUAGUUUUUUAAAUUUGUAUAGUCUUGUAGAGCAUUACAAGUGUCAUCCGUUGAGAACGCCUGGCUUUGAAAUCACUUUAACGGAUGCAAUUUCGCAGCCGAAUGCACAUUUGGAUAAAGUGUGGUUUCAUACGUCAUUAACACGUGACCAGGCGGAGUAUAUGCUAAUUCGCGCGCCGAACGACGGCUCGUUUCUUGUUCGCAAGAAAGAAAGCAUGGGCGACGGUCAAGAAGCGUUCGCCAUCUCCUUCAAAGCAAAAGGUAAAGUGAAACAUUGUCGUAUUAUUCAAGAAGGAAGACUGUAUACCAUUGGUACAGCUCAGUUCGAAUCUCUGGUUGAGUUGGUUGAUUACUACACCAAGUGUCCACUUUACAAAAAUAUCAAACUAAGAUAUCCAAUCAACGAAGCGAAACUUGAUGAAAUUGAAACCGUUCCUUAUGAUUACGUCGGUGAAAUAUAUCAAGAUCUCUACCUAGAUCCAACUUUUGCAACUAAGUCGGUUUGCCGUGCAUUAUGGGAUUACACUGCGACAGAUGAUGGCGAAAUGUCAUUUUGUAAGGGAGCGUUUAUCACGAAUGUCGUCAAGAGCGAUAGGGGAUGGUGGCGCGGUGAUUUUGCCGACUACAAGCAAGCGCUCUUUCCCGCCAAUUUUUGCGAAGAGAUCAAUGUCGCGACAGGGGAGUUCAAUGGAGGCGAUGAGGAAAACGAUCGUCCACUUGGCGAGACACAGAAAGGAUCAAUGAAUGUCACGAAAUGCAAAAUAGAGCUGGUACCUCCACGCGGAGGUUAUUUGUUAGCUCGUAUCACAGCCAACGGACAGAAACCGUUGGAAGUCGCGGCAAGGUCAAUCAAGGAAUUGGAGGCGUGGAUUGAAUGCAUAAGUAAGUGUGGAAAUCCGCCGAACCGAACAGAAAGCUUGAAAGCACAACAAAAUACCAAGGCAACGGCCGAACAGAAAAUUGACAAAAUGUUGUCAGAUCUCGUUAUAUAUUGUCAAACUGUACCAUUUGAUUUUGAAGGAGUGGGAAAGGGUAAACACUACGAAAUGUCUUCAAUAUCAGAGUCGAAGGUCGACAAGUACAUCAAUCAGAAGAACGCUGCUCUUCUCAACCGCUACAAUGAAAAUCAGUUGACUCGUAUCUACCCGAAGGGAACACGCGUCGAGUCGACGAAUUACGAUCCAACAACGAUGUGGAAUUGUGGAGUACAAAUGUGUGCCUUAAAUUAUCAAACUUCUGAUCGACCUAUGCAACUAAAUCACGGAAGGUUCAUGGAUAACGGAGGAUGUGGUUAUGUAUUAAAGCCAGACUGCAUGAGUUUAGAAAAUUUCGAUCCAUACAAUACAAGCUUACUAAAAAGCGUCAAACCUGUCACCAUUAGUUUAACGAUAAUCUCUGGUCGACAUUUACCGAAGAUAGCUCGAGGUGUCACGUCACCGUUCGUCGAAGUGGAAAUCGUUGGAGCUCAAUAUGACACACAGAAAUGUAGAACUAAAACACAAGAUGUCAACGGUUUGAACCCAGUCUUCAACAUGCACACUGAGUUCGACGUGCUUUGUCCCCCCCUGGCUUACAUUCGAUUCGCCGUUUAUGACGAAGACAUGUUCGGUGAUCCCAACUUUGUUGCCCAAGCCGUGUUUCCACUUGGGAGCCUACGAUUGGGUUACAGAUCAGUACCAUUGAAAAAUGCUUAUAAUGAAGACUUGGAGAUGAGCGCGUUAUUGAUCCAUUUGGAUAUGUUCAUGGAUGAAGACGAAGAAGUUUAUACUAACAUUCAUGAUCUACGAAGCCAAAUGCAACAGAUCACGACGAGAAUAGGCCAAGAAGCCUCGCACAUUAAUAAUUCCGAAGAGUCCUUGGAGCUAUCAACUAUGAAAAUGUUGGACAAUGAAUUCCGUGAAAAACAAAUACAACUCAGGACACUGCUUGCAAAAAGGACAGCGAAGAAUCGUGGGGAGAAACAAAAGAAGACGAAGUCAAUGUAACGUCAAUGGGGAAAAAUAACGUAUUUUAUAUCGUGUCGUGCUUGUAAAGUUUAAAAUGCAAUUUUUUAAUAUUUAUUGAACGUCCAGCUCAUAGUCGUAGUUAGAUUUUGAAUAUUUCAAUGAUUAAUUGGUCUGAAUUGAUUUGUCUGAA